Cottoperca gobio is the source of this 877-nucleotide messenger RNA. It is a transcript of the gene tnnt2d, whose product is annotated as troponin T2d, cardiac. NCBI's taxonomy places the organism in Eukaryota, Metazoa, Chordata, Actinopteri, Perciformes, Bovichtidae. Gene Ontology annotation, cellular component: troponin complex. The coding region runs from base 44 to 784 and encodes 246 amino acids. Gene Ontology annotation, molecular function: troponin C binding; tropomyosin binding; troponin I binding. The record is from RefSeq and is a predicted model, not a curated record. The transcript has 12 exons. Gene Ontology annotation, biological process: cardiac muscle contraction; regulation of muscle contraction; sarcomere organization.
UAGGCUGAUAGGGAUCCAUUUUGCAGAGGAUAUCCAUAACAAAAUGUCUGACACAGAAGAAGUCAUGGACGAGGAAGUUCAGGAGGAAGAAGCGCAUGAAGAGGCGACAGAUGGGUCAAAGCCCAAGCCCAAGUUCAUGCAAAAUAUCACUGUCCCAAAGAUCCCCGACGGUGAUAAAGUGGAUUUUGAUGACAUGCACAGGAAGCGACAGGAGAAGGAUCUGUCUGAGCUGCAGUCUCUGAUCGAGACUCACUUCAUCCAGAGGAAGAAAGAGGAGGAGGACCUCCUUUCCCUUGUUAACAGAAUCGAGAAACGUCGCGCUGAGAGAGCAGAGCAGCAGAGGGUCCGGUCAGAAAGAGAGAAGGAGAGGCAGGCCAGACUUGCGGAGGAAAAAGAGCAGAGGGAAAUGGAGGAGCAUCGUAAGAAGCACGAUGAUGACGCCAAGAAGAAGAAAGCCCUCUCAAACAUGACCCACCAGUACAGUGCUGGACAGAAGGGUGAGACCAGAAAAGGAGGCAAGAAACAAACUGAGAGGGAGAAGAAGAAGAAGAUCCUGGCUGACCGCAGGAAGCCCAUAAACAUCGAUCAUCUGAAUGAGGAGAAACUCAAGGAGAAGGCCAACGAGAUGUGGCAGUGGCUGAUGGGGCUGGAGGCUGAGAAGUUUGAUCUCGGUGAAAAGCUCAAAAGACAGAAGUACGAUAUUAACCAGCUUCUUGCUCGAGUCCAGGAUCACCAGAAUGCCAAAGGACGAGGCAAGGGCAAGAUGGGCGGCCGGCUGAGGUAAAGGAGCAGCGCGAGGAGGACGAAGCAGACCUUGACACCAGUGACUGGCCUACGUGUCUAUUAUGCGUGUAUUCACUGUUCUGUUGUGUUGUGU